Molecule: messenger RNA, 1528 nt
Organism: Gadus morhua (Atlantic cod)
Lineage: Eukaryota; Metazoa; Chordata; Actinopteri; Gadiformes; Gadidae
Gene: vsx1
Product: visual system homeobox 1 homolog, chx10-like
Exons: 4
Coding region: 45-1118 (357 amino acids)
Biological process (GO): regulation of transcription by RNA polymerase II
Cellular component (GO): nucleus
Molecular function (GO): sequence-specific double-stranded DNA binding; DNA-binding transcription factor activity, RNA polymerase II-specific
Source: RefSeq, a predicted model, not a curated record
UCUCGAGCCUCAUCAGCCACCGGCUCGUGAAGAGAAAGUCCAGCAUGACGGCGCGAGAGGACAGCGAGGACAGACCGAAGGUCAGGAUGCUCACGCCAGGAUUCGGAAUCGAUAAAUCACGACUGCACGGCUCCGGUUUCCGGUCAAAGGGCUUUGCGAUCACGGACCUGUUGGGGCUCGAGACGGACAUCCAGUCCUCUCGCCCGUCUGCCCCGGGAUUAGGUGGGAGCGGCGAGGUGCAGAGCGCGGGCCUCGGGGGAUACCCGUUCCCUGGGGGCUCGCUGCCCCUCGGAUUGGGCUUUCUGUGCAGCCUGGCGGCCCAGCAGCCCACGGGAGCCCCCUGCUUCAUGCCCGGCCACCUGCCCCUGCUGCAGGCCCGAUCGGAGAGCCACUACCUGCAAAGCCUCCAGGAGCAGCAGCGGGACCCCUACUCCGACGAGGAGGGUAUGUCCGACCGCAACGACCCCAAGAGCUCCGGGACCGGGUCCCAGAAGAGGAAGAAACGGAGACACCGGACCGUGUUCACGUCGCACCAGCUCGAAGAGCUCGAGAAGGCCUUCCACGAGGCGCACUACCCCGACGUGUACGCGCGCGAAAUGCUUGCGAUGAAGACGGAGCUCCCGGAGGACCGGAUCCAGGUGUGGUUCCAGAACCGACGCGCCAAGUGGCGGAAGCGGGAGAAAUGCUGGGGCCGCAGCAGCGUGAUGGCGGAGUACGGGCUGUACGGCGCCAUGGUGCGGCACUCAAUCCCGCUGCCUCAGUCCAUCAUCAACUCUGCCAAGAGCGGCCUGAUGGGGUCGUGUGCUCCCUGGCUCCUAGGUGAGCAACCUGCAGGAAUGCACAAGAAGUCUCUGGAGGUCCCGAAGGACGCCCCGGGGAGCCCCGACUCCUCCCGCGCGGAGUCCCCGGUGGAGGAGCACCACAAGGCGAAGGAGGAGGGCCGGGAAAGCCCGGUGUGGAGCGGCCGGGCCUCGCAGGCCGAGGACAGCGACGACAUGGCCAUGGACCUGUCCAGCACCUCCAAGCACGACAGCAGCAGCACCAGCACCAAGAGCACUUUGAGGCCGGCCUCCCCGGCCCCCCCUCGGACCCCCCGCAGCGACUCCGACCACGACUGACCGGAACCACCGGGACCAACUUCCGCCCAUUGCACACAGAGCAACCCUCUGAAGACUAUUCUAUUAUUUAUAUAUUAUUUUUUAUUUUAAGGACUUACGAGACGAAGUUCGCGUAUCCAUCAUGUAAUUACCGCAAUAUUGUUCACUGUAUUUAUGUAUUUAAAUGAUGUUUUAUAUGCUUGGUGUUUAAAGAAGAGAUCCUGUGAUGUUGCUAUACUCUGUAAUAAUCCACCAGAUAUCGAAGCUAUUGCCACUCUGUGACUCCGGGGCUGAUAGGGCAAAAUAUAUGCAACUCAAAAGAGCAAAUAUGUUGUUAAUGAAUGUAUUUCAUGUAAUAUUCAUGUUUUUUAUGAUGUAUCUAGCAAUAACGAUCCAUUUGGUAAAUAAAGGAACGUAUUUUUGGAAUCGGC